AUGCGAUCGACAGUUGCAGCAAUAGCCAGGUCUUCAUUCUGGCCAGCCUCAGAAGACGAAAAAGCCGAAGAAUUGGAGUACGCACUCCGCGGUGGCAAAGUGACCAUCCCCAGAGUGGUCCCUGACCAACAAUUUGCUGCCUAUGCCGACAGCCACAACGACCAGGACGACACCCUGGUCGAGCAGCGCUACCUCGACCAGAGGCGUCCGCUGAAGCUUGACGUCAAGGUUCGAGGCCUCCUCAACACACUUCGCUUCGUGGACAACCCGCGCGUGGCGCAACAGCCCCUCGGCGCCGACGAGAUCGAGGUGCAGGCACGAGCGUAUGGCCUCAACUUCAAGGAUGUGUUCAUCGCACUGGGCCAGAUGCGGCCCGGCGUUCACAUGACAGGUGAGGUAGCCGGCGUGGUCACUGCCGUCGGGUCCAACGCGCAGUCGCUCUGGAAGACGGGGGACCGCGUCGUGGGUCUCAUGGUCGACCCAUUCGGGAGCCUGGUGCGCGUCAAGGCCAACGCUGCCACGGCGAUUCCGGAGUCCAUAUCUUUCGGGGAUGUUGCCUCGAUCCCCGUUAUAUACUACACGGCCUGGUACUGCCUGGCGCAGAUCGCGCGACUGGAGCGCGGCCAGACCGUGCUGAUCCACGCGGCGUCGGGCGGUGUUUGCCAGGCUGCCAUUCAGAUUGCGCACAUGAUCGAGGUCUUCGCAACCGUGGGCAGCGUUGCCAAGAGCAAGCUCGUACAGGACAAGUACGGUGUGGACCCCGACCACAUCUUCUCGUCGCACGCCCGGACCUUCAAGAAGGGAAUUAUGCGCAUGACGGGCGGCAAGGGCGUUGACGUUGUGCUCAACUCGCUGUCUGGCGAGUUCCUGAUGGACAGCUGA
This is a messenger RNA of Diaporthe citri, 882 nucleotides long. RefSeq lists its product as uncharacterized. The coding region runs from base 1 to 882 and encodes 293 amino acids. Lineage: Eukaryota; Fungi; Ascomycota; Sordariomycetes; Diaporthales; Diaporthaceae. The transcript is spliced from 2 exons. Gene Ontology annotation, molecular function: oxidoreductase activity. The record is from RefSeq and is a predicted model, not a curated record.